CCCUUCCUCCCCGCCUUUGCCAUGGCGACACCGAGUGGCGUGAUCCGGGCCCUGCACCGCGGGACCCUCGGCCAGGAGUGAUGCAUGAGAAAGUGGAUUCUCUUUUAGCUUCAAGUGGUACAGAAUUGCAUCUUCCAGCUGCAAGGAAUAUGGUCGUGGAUCGGAUUUUCUCUGGUAUCCAGCCAACAGGGACACCUCAUCUGGGUAACUACCUUGGAGCCAUUCAGAACUGGGUGAAUCUGCAGGAAGAGUACAGCUCAGUGCUGUAUAGCAUUAUGGACAUGCACUCUCUCACCAUGCCCAAGGAGCCAGCUGUUCUGCGCCAGAACAUACUGGACACCACUGCUGCCAUCCUUGCCUGUGGUAUUGACCCAAAGAAGUGUUUCCUCUUCCGACAGUCGCUGGUUCCUGAGCAUGCAGAACUUGCCUGGAUUCUUGGGUGCUUAACUAAUGUGCCACGCCUGCUACGUUUGCCCCAGUGGAAGAUGAAGCGUGCCAGCCAAAAUAGCGAAGGAACUGUUGGUUUGUUGACUUACCCUGUGCUUCAAGCAGCAGAUAUUUUGCUGUACAAGUCAACACAUGUUCCUGUUGGAGAAGAUCAAGUCCUGCACCUGGAACUAGCCCAAGAUAUAGCACAACAUUUCAACAAGAAAUAUGGAGAAUUCUUUCCUGUGCCCAAAGCCAUUUUAAGUACAACAAAGAAAAUAAAAUCUCUCAGAGAUCCAGCAGUGAAGAUGUCCAAGUCAGACCCACAGAAGUUGGCUACUGUUAACAUAGCAGACAGCCCUGAUGAAAUAGUGCUGAAAUUUCGCAAAGCUGUGACUGACUUUACCUCUGAGGUGACCUAUGACCCAGCUGCUCGCCCCGGUGUCUCCAAUCUGGUGUCCAUUCAUGCUGCAGUAACAGGGCUCAGCAUCAAGGAAGUGCUGCACCAAGCCACUGGUCUCGACACUGCUCACUACAAAAUGGUGGUGGCAGAGUCAGUUAUUCAAAAAUUUGCACCUAUCAGGAAUGAAAUCAAGAAACUCCAGGAAGACAAGUCCCAUCUGAUAAAGGUUUUAGAGGAUGGAGCAGAGAAAGCCAAAGAGCUGGCUGCCCCCAUCUAUCAAGAAAUAAGGAGACUGGUGGGAUUUCAAUAGAAGCUACUGAGUAGUUGCAAGGACUUUUGUAUCAUGAGACAGACAUUUUGUUAUUUGUAACAAAAUCACAUACUAAUUAUAAUCAUUUUGGUUUGAAACAAAAACUUUUUUUCCUGGAAGAUCCAAGUAGAACAUUGAAGGUGAUUGCAUUAAAAAAAUUUGCAUAUUAGCAGUGGGACCAUCAUUAAGCCUGUUGGGAUAGUCCAAGAAGGAGGGAAGAAACAAUUACAAUUCACAAAGAAAUUGUGCAAAAGCAGAAUAUAAGGUUGUCUAUAUGGAGUUCUGGAUUUUUUCAUUGACCACUGCAAGAAGCUGAAGUAUAGGCAAGGUGAUCAGAACCUAGCAGAAAGAUUUGUAGUCCUUUCAAGAAUGUAUUUAGCUGUGCAUGCAAUCUUGUUACAGAUGGACAGUUCAUCCCAUUGGGGAUUAUUCAUCUUUGGUAUGGUGGUUGAACAUGUUUUGGAUAAUCAGAAUAAAAGCAGAGACUUACAAAUAAAUGCUCAGGGUGAUGAGGAGAGAA
Empidonax traillii (willow flycatcher) is the source of this 1659-nucleotide messenger RNA. RefSeq names its product tryptophanyl tRNA synthetase 2, mitochondrial (gene WARS2). The transcript has 7 exons. Gene Ontology annotation, biological process: mitochondrial tryptophanyl-tRNA aminoacylation. Lineage: Eukaryota; Metazoa; Chordata; Aves; Passeriformes; Tyrannidae. Gene Ontology annotation, cellular component: mitochondrion; mitochondrial matrix. The record is from RefSeq and is a predicted model, not a curated record. The coding region runs from base 81 to 1139 and encodes 352 amino acids. Gene Ontology annotation, molecular function: ATP binding; tryptophan-tRNA ligase activity.